Messenger RNA from Oncorhynchus mykiss (rainbow trout), 1794 nucleotides. Lineage: Eukaryota; Metazoa; Chordata; Actinopteri; Salmoniformes; Salmonidae. The record is from RefSeq and is a predicted model, not a curated record.
ACCGUCACACAGCAGCUAGACUAGCCGUUGCAUUGGGAUACUAUAUCAGAACUUUUAAAGCUGUUUACAGUAACCCUCUAAUAGAGGCGUGUGGGGGGGGGAAAGUGACCGGUCCACAAGACAUCGUUAUUGAGAAACCGUGAUGGAGGAACACCUGUCUAACAUCCAUCCUUCCUCGUCUCCGAGUGACUCUUCAGGGAGCAGUGGCACCGACUGUGACAGCAGAGGAGCAAAGAGUCCAGCCCCGGGUAAAGCCCUGAGUCCAGCCCUGCUCUGUAAGGUCUGUGGGGACACCAGCAGUGGAAAACACUACGGCAUCUACGCCUGCAACGGCUGCAGUGGAUUCUUCAAACGCAGCGUCCGACGGAGACUCAUAUACAGGUGUCAGGCUGGUACGGGAAUGUGCCCAGUGGAUAAGGCCCAUCGUAACCAGUGCCAAGCCUGUCGGCUGAAGAAGUGCCUCCAGGCGGGCAUGAACAAAGAUGCUGUCCAGAACGAGCGUCAGCCCCGCAGCACGUCUCAGGUGCGUCUGGACUCCAUCGACGUGGACACAGACAAGGAGCAUCUGUCCACCACACGGGAUCCCACUUCCUCUUCUUCUUCCUGCUCUGUGAUCACCCGACCUCACAUCACCUCCACCUCAGUCAGCUCGUCGUCUGCCCCACCGCAGCGCUGUGCACCCCCCAGCCCACAGAACAACCACCGCUUCAUGGUCAGCCUCAUGACCGCUGAGACCUGCGCUAAACUGGAGCCUGAGGAUGUUGAUGAGAACAUAGAUGUGACAAGUAACGAGCCAGAGAGGGAGUCCUCAGACUACCACAUGUCCCUGUACCCUUCCAGUACAGAGAAUGUGUACGAGACGUCAGCCCGGCUUCUCUUCAUGUCUGUUAAAUGGGCCAAGAACCUGCCAGUGUUCUCCAAUCUCCCAUUCAGAGACCAGGUAAUCCUGCUGGAGGAGGCAUGGUCUGAACUCUUCCUGCUGUGUGCCAUCCAGUGGUCUCUCCCCCUGGACAGCUGUCCUCUGCUGUCCCUCCCCGACCUGUCCCCACCAACCAUGCAGAGUAAGACAUCCUACACCAGCGUGGACCUGCGUCUGCUCCAGGAGGUCUUCAGUAGGUUCAAAGCCCUGGUCGUAGACCCCACUGAGUUUGCCUGCCUCAAGGCCAUCGUCCUCUUCAAACCAGAGACCCGAGGUCUGAAGGACCCGGAGCAGGUCGAGAACCUACAGGAUCAGUCCCAGGUGAUGUUGGGACAACACAUCAGAUCACAUUACUCCAGUCAGCCUGCCAGAUUUGGGAAGCUCCUCCUGCUGUUGCCCUCUCUGCGUUUCGUCAGCUCUGAGCGGAUCGAGCUCCUCUUCUUCCACAGGACCAUCGGCAACACCCCCAUGGAGAAACUUCUGUGUGACAUGUUCAAGAACUAAUACACGGAAAAAAACAAAAUGGACGCUCAGUUAUACUGCACUGAGACACACCGCAAGUGAACAUGCCCGAAAGCUAACAAACUGAUGUGUGUAACAGGAUGUUGUAAAUAUCUUAUUGCUGUGUGUAAAGAAAACCAUGUAAAUAUGUCAUUGCUGUAAGAGAGUAAACAGACCUGCUUUUUGAGCUUGAUAACGUGUUGUAAUGGGCUUUGCUGUGUGUUGGACCCCAGACUCAAAAUGUCCUUUGCUGUGGGCAGAAUGUUUGUGUCUCAUAUCUUCAGUUACAUUUCAGUCUAGUCGUCCAUGGUCUAUAUUUUUCACGAUGUAAUGUGAUAUAUUUACAUAAAAUCUGUUUCGUCUUAGACACUGUA